Messenger RNA from Coprinopsis cinerea okayama7#130, 1068 nucleotides. RefSeq lists its product as hypothetical. The transcript has 5 exons. The coding region runs from base 1 to 1068 and encodes 355 amino acids. The record is from RefSeq and is a predicted model, not a curated record. NCBI's taxonomy places the organism in Eukaryota, Fungi, Basidiomycota, Agaricomycetes, Agaricales, Psathyrellaceae.
AUGGUUCCUCCCGACGUUGGACCCCAGAUCAGCGCCAUAGUGCAGACUGCAGUUGCCGGAGCCCAAAUCUUCAUGUGCAGAUCCAUCUUCAUCCGCUUCCUCCAACUCGAGUCCCACAGUCGACGGGUGAAGCUCCUCUACUUGAUGGCUAGCUUCGUGCUCUGCCUUCUGAGUUGCGGCGGUGCCAUAGCUUCAUCUAUAGCAGCCUUUGACGAGUUCACGCACGAUUCGACCAAAGGCCGACGGCCUCAAACGUCAGUCGUGCUCCCCAUUGCGCGGCCAAUUUCUUCUUUGGCGAGUAUCGGACAGCGGUGGAUCGGGGACUCGCUUUUGGCGUACCGUUGCUGGGUCCUCUGGAACCACUGCGCGUGGAUAGCUGCGCUACCCGUGACGCUUCUCCUUCUGUCCCUAGGAACCGCUAUCGCCAAUAUGGCAAAAUUCGGAUUCCUCUACGGUGGUUUGGCCAUGAGCCUUAAAUUCGAGAACCCCGAGGCCGUCACAGGGCCCAACGCGAAACCCUUCAUAACCGUCUUCGCACUCGACCUCUUCGCGCACGUCCUAAUGCACGUCGUCGUCACAGCGCUUAUCCUGUGGCGACUCAUCCGGGUACGACGGGCCAUGCCACCUUCGUUCAGAGCCCAAGUGGAGAAGAGGUAUUCGCCUGUCGCAUACAUGCUCAUCGAGUCCGCAGCGUUCGUCGCGAUUACGGGAGUCCCUUACGCUGUGAGAGCUAUUGUGCUGUAUGCGCAGGAGUCGAGGUGGGCUGUAGACUUGGAUGUACCAAUGUGGGUGUUCUCGAUCGCACAUACCACUGCUAUUGCCCUUGCUCCUCAGUUGAUCAUAUUCCAUGUGGCGGCUGGAAGGUGUGCGAUUCGGUCUACGACAGAGUCGGAAACGCUUUCGAAGGGCGACCAGACGGUUGAAGAGAUCCACCGGAAUGGGCGAGGGCAUGGGCCUAUAUUCGGAGGAAGAUCUACCUCUGAUGAUAGUAGUAACAUUGUAACCGUUACAUCCAAUCAACCGAGGCUCUCAGGAGAGCGUCCUAGGGAUGUAGAAAGCAUUCCGUAA